Molecule: messenger RNA, 2554 nt
Organism: Dermatophagoides pteronyssinus (European house dust mite)
Lineage: Eukaryota; Metazoa; Arthropoda; Arachnida; Sarcoptiformes; Pyroglyphidae
Gene: RfC3
Product: replication factor C subunit RfC3
Biological process (GO): DNA-templated DNA replication; DNA repair
Cellular component (GO): DNA replication factor C complex; nucleus
Molecular function (GO): ATP hydrolysis activity; ATP binding; DNA clamp loader activity
Source: RefSeq, a predicted model, not a curated record
UCCAGAAAUUUCUUACGUUCGAUUUUUUUGGUUUACUUCAACAACAACCAAAAUAUAAACACACAAACGAAAUAACCAACGAAAAUAAUGGAUAUCGAUCCAAUAAUCAUUCAUUUUACAUCGAAUAUUAAUGAUAAUGACAAUGAUGAUGAACAACAUCAAUCAUUUGAUCCAACAGUUCAAGUGUUUCGAACGAUUUCCGAUCAAAAACGAAAAAAAAUGGUGGCCAAUUCAAAUAUGACGAAAAAUGCGACAACAACAACAACAGGAGCAACGAUGAUGACGGAAACAAACAAACAAAAAUCCCAUUAUAUGAUUAUCAUUUUGUUUGGUAUUGGUUUAACAUUAACAAUAGCUGCAUUGAUUAGUCAUUUUUAUCUACCGAAUGUGCUGGAAACGAAAAUUAUUGAUGAAUUUAUAUUAGAUCCAGAAUCAUCAAGUUAUACAGGGUGGCAAAAAUCCAAUAUACCAAUUUAUAGUUAUUAUUAUUUUUUCAAUAUAACCAAUGCAAAUGAUUUAUUUAAACCGGGUGUAAAACCCAUAUUGAAAGAAAUUGGACCAUAUGUUUUUGAAUUAAAUUUUGAAAAAGUAAAUAUAUCAUGGAAUUUUGAAAAUGGUACUGUUGAAUAUCGACAAAUAAAAACAUGGCAACCAGUACCAUCAAAAUCAAAUGGUUCAUUAGAUGAUGAAAUUGUUCAUAUUAAUGUUCCACUUUUGUCUGGCAUACAUCAAAUACGAUCAAUACCUGAAGAUGAUAAAUUUUUAGCAUAUGAAUCAUUAAAUUCAUUAAUCGAUGCAUUCAAUAUGUCAUUCAUAUUGAAACAUAAAAUUCGUCAUCUAUUAUUUGAAGGUUAUGAAGAUGAUCUUCUAACGACUGCAUCAAGUUUUUAUCCAGGUGAAAUAUCACCAACAAGAUUUGGUUGGUUAUUUGAAAAAAAUAAUACAUCUGCAGAUGGUUUAUUUCGUGUUUAUACGGGUAAAUUAGAUUCCGGAAGGAAAAUUGGUCUUAUCGAUACAUGGAAUAAUGAAAAAGAAAAUAUCAAAUGGAAAUCGGGUCAAAAAUGUCGAUCAUUUAAAAAUACAACAACCGGUGAUUUACAACCACCAUUUUUUAUGCAUAAUAACGAUUAUCAACUUUUAAAAUAUUUUGGUCAAAAAAAUCUACUAAAACCAUUACCAAAUAUACGUAUGUUUAUUGCCGAUAUAUGUCGUUCGUUUGAUUUGGAUUAUCAGGAUACAAUUGAAUAUGAUAAUAUACGUCGUUAUCGUUAUCAAUUAGGACCAAUGACAUUUAAUUAUACAUUGAAUGAAAAUCAUUGUUAUUGUAAACAAACAUGUCCACCAAAUGGUUUAUUUGAUUUGGGUGUUUGUGCACAAGAUUCACCUGUUUUCGCUUCAAGUCCACAUUUUUUAUUUGGUGAUCCAUUAUUAUUGAAUAAUGUCGAUGGCUUACAACCAAAUAUACAAAAACAUUUAUUCAAUAUGGAAUUUGAUGAUGUAAAAAAAUAUCGACCAAAAACAUUGGAUGAUUUAGUAUCACAUAAAGAUAUUGUCACUACAAUUGAAAAAUUUAUCAAUGAAGAUCGUAUGCCUCAUCUUUUAUUAUAUGGACCACCUGGUACUGGUAAAACAUCAACAAUUCUUGCUUGUGCCAGGAAAUUAUACAAAGAACGAGAUUAUCCUUCAAUGGUUUUAGAGCUAAAUGCAUCUGAUGAUCGUGGUAUUGGUAUUGUUCGUGGACCAAUACAAACAUUUGCAUCCACAAGAUUAAUGUUUAAUCAAAAAGCAUUUAAAUUGAUUAUAUUGGAUGAAGCCGAUGCUAUGACACAAGAUGCACAAAAUGCAUUGAGAAGAUUAAUUGAAAAAUAUACAUCAAAUGUACGAUUUUGUUUCAUUUGUAAUUAUCUAAAUAAAAUAAUACCGGCCAUACAAUCAAGAUGUACAAAAUUUCGUUUUGCACCACUUGGUUCCGAACAAAUUAAACAUCGUCUUGAUUAUAUUGUUGAACAAGAAACAAUUAACAUAACUGAUGAUGGAAAAAAUGCAUUGAUUGAAUUAUCUGGUGGUGAUAUGCGUCGUGUAUUGAAUGUUUUACAAAGUACAUCCACUGCAUUUAGUAUUGUUGAUGAAGAAAAUGUUUAUAAAUGUUGUGGUAUACCGACAAAACCUGAAAUUAAAUCAAUUUUACAAUGGAUAACUGAAGAUAAAUUUUCUGAAAUUUAUAUGAAAAUAUUAAAUUUACAAUCGGAAAAUGGUUAUUCACUUAUCGAUAUUGUUCGUGGACUUCAUGAACAAGUUUUGAAAAUUGAAUUUCCUGAUGAAAUAAAAUUGGAUCUAAUGGAUAAAAUGGCCGAUAUUGAAGUAAAUCUUUGUGCCGGUGGUGGUAUUGAAAAAGUUCAAUUAGCUUCAUUGAUUGCUGCAUUUCAAUGUGUACGAGAUGAUCUUAAGAAUUGAAUUUUUAAAAUUCAAAUUUUUUUUUUUCAAACAAGUAAUGUCAUCUAGUGUUGUUGACAGCUUUUUGCUAUAUAAUCAUUGUGUUUUUAUAAUAAAAAAA